CUACAUCAUGUGAUGUAUUCAUCGCGUCAAUCUUGUUUGGUGCGUGCUGGUGCGUGCGUAGGGCACGGUGUGUAGGUGGAAUAUCUAAACGUUUAAAGAAUUGAUCUUAUUUAAAUAUCUUUAAACUAUAAAAAACUUCAAAAAUUACGCAAAUGUCUGAAUCAGAUUUAUUAGCUAAUGACCAUAUUGAUGGCCUUGAUGGACUUGAAAAUGGUCAAGAUGGUGAUGCUAUUAUGCAGUGUGAUGGAGUUAAACGUGAAUUGAAUGAAGCAAAUAUAGAUGAUCCAGAACUAGAAGCUAUAAAGGCGCGUGUAAGAGAGAUGGAAGAAGAAGCAGAAAAAUUAAAGCAACUACAAUCGGAGGUGGAUAAACAGAUGAACAUGGGUAGUCCACCUGGAAUCACGAGCCCAUUGAACAUGUCACUCGAAGAUAAAAUGGAAGUUGACAAUCGAUCUAUAUAUGUUGGAAAUGUAGAUUAUGGUGCCACAGCAGAAGAAUUAGAACAACAUUUCCAUGGCUGUGGUAGUGUCAACAGAGUAACAAUACUUUGUAACAAAUAUGAUGGUCAUCCCAAAGGUUUUGCUUACAUCGAAUUUGCAGAACGUGAUUCUGUACAAACUGCAAUGGCUAUGGAUGAAUCUAUGUUUAGAGGACGCCAAAUUAAAGUUAUGCCAAAAAGAACAAAUAGACCAGGGCUAUCAAUGACAAAUAGGGGGCCUAGGGGUGUACGAGGUUAUCGUGGCAUGGCUCGAGGGAUAAUUCGUGGCAGUGCAUACUUUGGAUACAGACCUACUAGGAGGCUAAGAAGUUACAGGCGAGGGUACUAUAUGCCAUAUUAAACAUUUUAAACAUAGUGCUAUGGUUCAACGACUUCAAG
Vespa crabro (European hornet) is the source of this 877-nucleotide messenger RNA. RefSeq names its product polyadenylate-binding protein 2 (gene Pabp2). NCBI's taxonomy places the organism in Eukaryota, Metazoa, Arthropoda, Insecta, Hymenoptera, Vespidae. The coding region runs from base 153 to 839 and encodes 228 amino acids. The transcript is spliced from 7 exons. Gene Ontology annotation, molecular function: RNA binding. The record is from RefSeq and is a predicted model, not a curated record.